UCCCAGAACAGCCUCCAUCUUUCCAUGGACAGAAUGAGAGGCCUUCUGUAACCAGGCAUAAUUGGCCAUCAUGGGGAAAUUGAUCAGGAUGGGGGCACAGGAAAGGCGGUUACUCCGGCCAAAGCGGCUUCACUGGAGUCGCCUCCUCUUCCUAUUGGGAAUGUUGAUCAUCGGUUUCACCUACCAGCACCUGAGGAGCCCCCGAGGCCUCUCCUCACUGUGGGCAGCAGUCUCUUCCCAAUACUCUAUAAAACUGACCAGCCGGGAUCUCCCCAACGAUGAGAUGAUGAUGGUGAGCGGUGACCCUCCAAGAACUAGCUCUGAAAUGGAGGGUGAGACACUGGUGCCCCAAGCCACAGUGGGCAGGGAUGAAGCAACACCUGGCAUAACAAUGGAGAACACCCCCAGUACUCCCAGAAGAAUAUCCAACAUUACUCCAACAAUACCCAAGAAGAACUAUAGCCCAACAGCAGCAGGUACAGAAAGAGUGAAGGAAAACACCACAACCACACCUAGUGGAGUAUUGAAUCACUACACCCCAACUUCAAGCAGACCAACAGUAAAGAAUUACACCUCAACAACACCCAGGGGAGAAAUGGAAAGCUACCGCCCAACUCAAGCCAGGGGAAAGGUGAAGAAAUAUACCCCAUUCCCACUUGGUAGAAUACUAGGCAAUUAUCCUCCAUCCACACUCAUGACAAUGACAAGGAGCUCUGGGAUCACCUCCAGAACAACAGUGAAAGACAGUGAAACUAUGGCAACCAAUAAAAUAUUGGAGACAAACCCCUCUAAGAGAAUAGUGGGGGAAACCACUCCAACUACUCUCAAGGAAAUAAUUGAUAACACUCCAACUUUCCUGAUAAAUGACGUAGAAACAAACAUCUUGACUUCUCCAAGGAGUAUGGUGGAAAAGAACACUGUGACUACCCCCAGAAGAGUGGACAAUAACAGCUCAACCAGGCCCCGGGGGUUACUGGGAAAGAACAACCUGGUGACUCCCCAGGGCACGGUCCUGGAGCACAUUGCAGCCAUCUCUGAGGGGCAAGUGACGAUAAGCACCAUGACAGGCAGCAGCCCAGCAGACAUGAAAGCCUCUACUACUGCCUGGAGUGUUAGGAAUCCCUCGUCCAGAACCAGGGCACCAACCACUGGAAUAUCCUCAUCCACCUUCUGGGGGCUGGCGAAGAAACCUUCCACAGCAUCCAGCACCUCAGCAACCCCCAGGGUCAGGGCAAAUCCAACCACCCAGGUCCGUCACUAUGUGGUUGUAGAGCCAGCCCCAGCGGUGCCCACUGCCCCUUCCCCCAGCCUGACAACGGCUGUGAUCCCAGAGGUGCCCAGUCCCAGUCCCUCAGCGCUGCCUCCUGGCUGGCCAGACCUUCCCCCCAAGGGAGAGUACCCCCCAGACCUAUUCAGUGUGGAGGAGCGGCGGCAGGGCUGGGUGGUCCUGCACAUCUUUGGCAUGAUGUAUGUUUUUGUGGCUUUGGCCAUCGUGUGUGACGAAUACUUCGUCCCAGCCUUGGGCAUCAUCACAGACAAGCUGCAGAUCUCUGAGGACGUGGCAGGUGCCACGUUCAUGGCUGCUGGAGGCUCUGCCCCCGAGCUCUUCACCUCCCUCAUCGGUGUCUUCAUCUCCCACAGCAAUGUGGGCAUCGGCACCAUCGUGGGCUCUGCUGUGUUCAACAUCCUGUUUGUCAUUGGCACCUGUGCCCUCUUCUCCCGGGAGAUCCUCAACCUCACCUGGUGGCCCUUGUUCCGUGACGUCUCCUUCUACAUCCUUGACCUGAUAAUGCUCAUCCUCUUCUUCUUGGAUAGCCUCAUUGCUUGGUGGGAGAGCCUGCUGCUGCUGCUGGCCUAUGCCCUCUAUGUGUUUGCCAUGAAGUGGAACAAGCAGCUUGAGGUCUGGGUGAAGGAGCAGCUCAGCAGGAGGCCAGUGGCCAAGGUCAUGGCCCUAGGGGACCUCAGCAAGCUCCCGUCUGUGCUGACCCGAGGGAGCAGCUCGGCCUCUCUGCACAACAGCACCAUGCGCAGCACCAUCUACCGGCUCAUCCUCCACAGCCUGGACCCUCUGGGGGAAGACCGUCCCUCCAAGGACAAGGAGGAGGAGAGCUUGAAUCAGGAGGCCAAAGCCAAGCCUCAGGCCAAAGCAGAGAGCAAAGCAGAAGAGGAGGAGCCGGCCAAGCUCCCUGCGGUCACAGUCACACCAGCCCCUGCUCCAGACGUCAAGGGAGAUCAGGAGGAGGAUCCUGGCGGUCAGGUAGAUGCAGCUGGAGCUGAGCACACAGGGGAAAUGAUGGGUGAAGAGGCUGAAGCCCCUGGGGAAGGUGAAACGGGAGAGCGAAGUGGAGGUGACACUCAACUAGAAGGUGGAGGUGAAACGGAAGCAGAAGGAAAAGAUGAACGUGAAGGUGAAACGGAAGCAGGAGGCAAAGGAGACAGUGAAAAUGAAGGUGAAAUCCAAGCAGAAAGGAAAGGAAGUGAUGAUGGCGAAGGUGAAAUCCAAGCAGGAGAAGGGGAAAUGACAGGUGAUGAAGGCGAAGCUGGAGAGCAGGAAUUCAAUGCUGAAAAUCAAGGUGAAGCCAGAAGUGAUGAGAGAGAUAUAGAUGGUGAAGGGGGAGGCGAUGGAGGUGACGGUGAAGAUGAGGAGGAGGAAGAGGAGGAGGAAGAGGAAGAGGAGGAGGAGGAGCAAGAGGAGGAAGAGGAGGAAAAUGAGGAGCCCUUGUCCCUGGAAUGGCCUGAGACCAGGCAGAAGCAGGCCAUUUACCUCUUCCUCCUGCCCAUUGUGCUCCCGCUGUGGCUGACGGUGCCCGACGUCCGGAGGCUGGAGUCGAGGAAGUUUUUUGUGAUCACCUUCCUGGGAUCCAUCACGUGGAUAGCCAUGUUCUCAUACCUCAUGGUGUGGUGGGCUCACCAGGUUGGUGAAACAAUAGGGAUUUCUGAAGAGAUUAUGGGUUUGACAAUCCUAGCAGCAGGCACGUCAAUUCCUGACCUCAUCACCAGUGUGAUUGUUGCUCGGAAAGGCCUAGGAGACAUGGCUGUGUCAAGCUCUGUGGGCAGUAACAUAUUUGAUAUCACCGUGGGAGUUGAAAGCUGUGAAAUGUUUCAGCUUGGUGCUAGUCACUAAUGGUGUGAACUCAAAAGGUGGUUUUUCUGCAGCUGAACUGAUUCUGUCUCAGGACUUCCAGAGAGCUCCAGUCCAAGUGUCCUGGACUCCACUGGCUCUACACAACUAAUCUGGGACCAUCCACUUUUUUCUUCUUUGAAAUUGGCUAGAGAAUUCCUUCAUUAAUGACAAUGUAUGCAAACAUACACAAAUACAUACUGAAAAUCCAUAAAUAUUUCUAACAGCCAAAGGAUACUUUUAUCAGAAAUUACCCAAAGAAAGUGAUAUUAGAAAUAAUGGGACGAAAAAUAUUUUUUAGAGUCUAUUUAAUAUCCAUGGUGCUUAAACAUUCAAUUUAUUGUCUGAUUUCUGGAUAUUUCUGGAUUUUAGAUUCCAUAAACUUCAGAUUCUGAAGGCUUAUUGAAAAAGCAAGCUCCUCAAUAUGGGAAAUUCUAUCUGGCUGUAUUUUUAGAGAGUUAUUAUUUUUCUGCUUCUGAAAAAAUAUUUUGAAUAUUUAUAUAUAUAAUAUUAACAGAAUACUCCAGUAGGUCAUAUUCCAGAGAAAUAUAGUACAAUUUGCAUCAUACCCAACAUUUUAGAUAUUAAAAUAUGGGUAAAAUUUGGAACAGAGUGAAUUGUAUGACAUAUUUCCCAACACAAGUGUGCACAGAGAAUAUUAAAAUUUAAAUUGACAUUUGGCUUUGUAAGCUCUUUUCCCUGUGUACUGUAUGUAUCUAUUAGCAAUAGAGAACAUUUCGGGAUCAUGGUAUGUUGAUUUUCUAGAAGCAGACCUGGAACCUCUCUGGCUCUCCUUCCACAAGGCUCAGUGAGUCAGUCUGAGCAGUGCACACCCUUGCCAUGACUCGCUCACUGCAAUCAGGCUCAGGAGCACUAACAUGCAAUCCUAGGACAACACUGACACUAGCACUGACAUUUCUGAAUCAUUCUCUCAAGUAAUAAAAAAAAUAUAGAUAGAUAUACAUAUAGAGAUCUGCAGCUAGACUAAUUACUUCAAAUAGCAGCAGAAAAGGAAAAUAAGCACUUAAAUUGCUUGCUUCAUAAAUUUAAGUUCAUUUUAAGUUUGCUAUAUUGUUUAAAAAU
Molecule: messenger RNA, 4204 nt
Organism: Ceratotherium simum simum (southern white rhinoceros)
Lineage: Eukaryota; Metazoa; Chordata; Mammalia; Perissodactyla; Rhinocerotidae
Source: RefSeq, a predicted model, not a curated record